Triticum aestivum (bread wheat) is the source of this 1017-nucleotide messenger RNA. RefSeq lists its product as uncharacterized. The transcript has 3 exons. The record is from RefSeq and is a predicted model, not a curated record. Lineage: Eukaryota; Viridiplantae; Streptophyta; Magnoliopsida; Poales; Poaceae. The coding region runs from base 153 to 692 and encodes 179 amino acids.
GCGUGCUCUGUAGUUGUAGCUUGAGCCCCUUCAGAAAGAAGCACACCAAGCUAACAAGCUAGGAAGAACCUCUCCCUUGCAUCCGACGAGCGAGUGACGGUGACUCCCCUCCAUCUCCGGCCAUCUUGCUAAUUCCUACCUAGCUUGGAUCGAUGUCCAUGGACGGCAAGACCCCUGAUCUGCUGCCUCUGAGCGCGGCCAAGAAGAAGAUCCGGGAUGCCGUCCCGCUGGCCUGCGGAUGGGCGCUCCUCGACGCCUUCGCCACGGUCUGCGGCGUAGCAAGCGGCUACAUUGCCGAGUACAUCCAUGUGUCGUGCAGCCAGUCCUCCUUCAUUCUGCCGUGCAUCGAGCUGACGGACGAGGAGGCCGCCAGGCUAAUCGCCCUCUGCGUCGGGAUUCUGUGCUGCCCCCCAUCCCAGGCGGCCGCGGUGGCGCUGGCGCUGCUGCUCCCAUGCCAGCGUCGCCGGGCCCGCCGGACCCUCGCCUACCUCGCGCUGGUGGUCACCGUCCUCUUCCAUUGCUUGUUCGCCAGCGCCGUCUGGGUCUUCCUCACCGCCGACCCAGGAUACAUCUUCGGCAGGAUCUACUUCACCGCGGGCUUCUGCUUCUUCGUGGUGGGCGACCUCCUCAGCUUCCGGGCCCUUCUGGGAGGUGAUGGGUGGGGCAUGAAGUACGUAGCCUAUUUCUUCUGAUCAUGUUCGUGGAUCAGCUCAUGAGGUACUACUGAUGAGAGCGUAGUUCUAGGGCGUACUCUAGAGUAUGCAUUGAUUCUGCUGUGACGACUGAUAUGGAGUAGUGCCAUAUUUGCGAAUCUAGUAACUGGUGUAGUGUUAAUUAGUAUCCAGAUCGACUCUAGUAGUAGUUACUCCAUUUGGGCAAUGCUUUGCUGGCUAGUAUAUAAUUAGACUGGAUGGAUUGGUAGAUUGCGGUUAUCUUUGCUGUAUUAUUCAACCCUCUAUGUAUGCAUGUGAUCGUCAGACAUGAGUUAUAUCUUAUAUAGGUCCAGCUUCGCUAUAA